Alligator mississippiensis (American alligator) is the source of this 2454-nucleotide messenger RNA. It is a transcript of the gene TSNAX, whose product is annotated as translin associated factor X. The coding region runs from base 47 to 922 and encodes 291 amino acids. Gene Ontology annotation, cellular component: cytoplasm; nucleus. The record is from RefSeq and is a predicted model, not a curated record. Lineage: Eukaryota; Metazoa; Chordata; Crocodylia; Alligatoridae. Gene Ontology annotation, molecular function: sequence-specific DNA binding; RNA endonuclease activity; RNA binding. The transcript is spliced from 6 exons.
GGGCGGGGCCUGGCGCGCGCGGGCUGCGGAGCGGAGCGGAGCUACCAUGAGCGGCAAGGAAGGGUCAGGGGGGUUCAGGAAACGAAAGCAUGACAAUUUCCCCCAUGGUCAAAGGAGAGAGGAUAAAGAGAAUGUUACUUCAUCUUCAGCUUUGAUGAUAUCUUUUAAGUCAUUUCAACUUGAGCUUGAUACAAGACAUGAUAAAUAUGAAAGACUUGUGAAGCUUAGUCGUGAUAUAACUAUAGAAAGUAAAAGGACAAUAUUUCUACUUCACCGGAUUACUAGUUCCCCUAACAGAGAAGAAAUACUAAAUGAAUCUGAGGUCAAAUUAGAUGCUGUCCGACAGAAGAUUAAGCAAGUAGCACAAGAAUUAACAGGAGAGGACAUGUAUCAAUUCCACAGAGCCAUCUCUCCAGGGCUUCAGGAAUAUGUAGAAGCUGUCUCCUUUCAGUAUUUUAUCAAAACACAUUCAUUAAUUAGUGCAGAAGAGAUUAAUAAACAACUGGUAUUUACACUGGAAGAAAAAGAGGAAACAACAAACACACCUUCCUCCAAUUCCCAUGAUAAGCAGCAGCACACCUGGAGCCUGAAGGUGACACCUGUAGAUUACCUGCUCGGAGUGGCUGAUCUAACAGGAGAGCUGAUGCGGUUGUGUAUCAGCAGUGUUGGAAAUGGUGAUAUCGACACCCCUUUUGAACUGAGCCAGUUUUUACGUCAGAUUUAUGAUGGCUUUACCUACAUUGGCAAUACUGGACCCUACGAAGUCUCUAAGAAGCUCUAUACCUUGAAACAGAGUCUAGCCAAAGUAGAGAAUGCUUGUUAUACUUUAAAAGUGAGGGGCUCAGAAAUCCCAAAGCACAUGUUGGCUGAUGUUUUCUCCACCAAAGCUGAUAUGAUGGACCGAGAAGAGGGUCUUUCCUAAAAUAGCAAGACUGUCACAGGCCUUAAGGUGAUUGAACUGUAGAGGUGGAAACUUGUUAAUAUUUAGGUUUUGUUCUCAGUAGACUUUGUCGUGGCUUUUAUGUAGUAACAUUUUAUCUAACAAGUAAGAUUGUUUGCAAUGGUAAAUUUGUAACCAAAAAAAAAUUCUUUACAUGAUGUACAGGUGAACAAGUGUUUGAAUCUUUUCUGUCGGUGAGAAAUUUCCUAUCUUCCCCUUCUCUGUGUUGUCAAAAAUAGCCAAAUGUCACUGCUGUUCUAACUGUCCUGCGUCUUUCACAGAUACAAAUUAAUUCCAUGCUGUCUUGGCCAUUGCAGCUGAUUAUCAGUGGUCAAGUGCUGCUUCGAGUAGAUUGAGAAUUGCCUUGUGAUGCCACAUAACCCCCGGAUUCCUGUUGCACCACAUUCCUUGAUAAACACUUUUUUGUGUUCAGGUCAGAGAUAAAGUAGUGCAGCCAAGUUAGAACGAAGAUGCACAGGUUUGAAAAGUAGCAGCUUUCUGCUUGAAUCAAAAGGGAACGAACCCAGACUCGGAAGGUCUUACUAGGCCCAUUGGAGCAUCCUUGUCUGAUACCGUCUCACCAGCUUAUCCCAUUUAUAUUUAACACAAAUUUUUGUCUCCUUGGACAUAAAAUUGAAGCAUGGCCAAAAGUGCUGUGUGACUUAGUUUUGUCUGAUUAACAUUCACAGCUAAAACAGUUUUUGAUAGCUGAUCAAAAAACUGGCAGACCAGGUAAACGUCCCUGCAUACCCACCAUUCCAGAACUCGCAGCUUUAUUUCAUCUCUGCUAGUUCAGUUACUUUGGAACCGUAAUGUUUUGGCAUCAAUUAAAAAAAGUACAGGAGUUCAUCAUUGUUCUUUUUCCAAACAAAAGCUUUAGUGAGUGCAGGAUCUGCUAGAUUGCCGGCUAUAUCAGUUCCUUUACAAUACUGAACAAAGAUGCUUAUCAUGGAUAAUUCAAUGCUAAAAUAUAAUGUGCAUUCCUGGGUGCUGGCUGCAUGCUUGUAUCCAAAGAAGAUACAAAGCUCAAGACAGUAGGGAGAAUUUUGCCUUCUACUGUAUUUAUGGUGCCCUGAGGGACACCAGUAGGAUUGAAUUGCGUAUCUGAAGGAAGAAUUUGGAUAAUUAUAUUUAACAGAGUGGUGCAAUAUGUCAGAAAUGAGUCUUGUGCACCUAUGAGACAGAAAUUAGAGGGGGAGGGAUAAAAAUAAGGCAGAUAACAUGCCCUUUAAAAAAUUGAGCUUCAGGAAAUAAGCCCCUCAAGUACUAAUGAAAAUGUUGCUUGUUUUUUUUUUUUUUAUUUCCACCUCCAUAUGCUGUGAUACUGCCAAUAUUUUUCUCAUGAGCAUGGCAUGUCCAAGGUAAUUUGAAUCAUGGAUGUAUUGAUCAGAACAGUUACUUAGGGUUUAUCACAGUUUUUUGUUUCUCUGUAAAGCAAUAUUUGGUGGGUUAAAAAAGAGUGUGUUUUCCAAAUGUUUAAUACUUUUUUUACAAUAAAAGUAAUUAUAUUGGUA